Molecule: messenger RNA, 3165 nt
Organism: Lichtheimia ornata
Lineage: Eukaryota; Fungi; Mucoromycota; Mucoromycetes; Mucorales; Lichtheimiaceae
Exons: 1
Coding region: 1-3165 (1054 amino acids)
Biological process (GO): DNA integration
Molecular function (GO): nucleic acid binding
Source: RefSeq, a predicted model, not a curated record
AUGCCCAAAUGGGAUGACCAAAGGGACACCCAUACCUCUGCAGCAGCUUUUCUUGGAGCAUUUGAAGUUGAGUUGCAAACCUACGGGUUGAAAGCUGAGGAAGAAUGGGAACGUCUCCUUCCACGCUGCUUGUCGUAUACACAAAACUUGUGGUUGAAAGAACAGAAGGCUAAGCUAAAGGUGCCUGCCACGUGGUCUGCUAUUUCGGAUUUGAUCCUUAAGAAGUAUGACACACAAACGCAACGUAUCCAAGCUAUGCUUUCUGUACUCAACUUACGACAACAAAACAGACCGCUGGACCUUUACUGUAAUGAAUUCCAGCAACGAUGUGUCGAAGCUGGCAUGACAGAAACGGUUCCUGCUGGUUUGUUGUUAGUCAUCAUCUUUCUUUAUUCCCUCUCUGAUAAGCAUAACGAAAAGGCAAUUACUGCCAUCGUUAAUCGCUUUGGCACUGAAAUGCCAACGGAUUUGGAAGCAGUAUGUGACCUUGUCAAAGCCAUGAAGCUCUCUGAUUGUGGCAACAAGCGUACCAACAACAAUGACUCUUCCAUUGAAUCAAAGAAGCAAAAGGCCGACCAAGAUUCAGCCAACCAAGCACCCAAAAAGCAAAAACCUUGCAAAUGGUGUGGUCGAAAAUGGAAACAUGGCCAUAAAUGUGAUGAAUAUUAUGAAAAGAAUGGAUUGCCCAAUCCAAAACUCGUCAAGCUCAACCGUUCCGCCCGUGUUGACAAUGAUGAUCCCAUGGACACAUUACCAUGUAAGUCCUCUAAGCAAAGCAAAUCAUCGAAGUUUGAAGAUGAAGUACUCACACCCAUCACAAUAGAAAGCCACCAAAUAAUGGCACUAGUCGAUGGAGGAGCUACAUUUUCGUCGAUUGAUAUAGAUUUUGCAAAAAAGUCAUCAUUUAAAAUAAACAUGGUUAAAGGACAUAUUAGCUUGGGAUCAAAUGGUGUACGUGUACCUCGAUUGGGGAUAACAGAUCCACUCACAAUCAUCUAUAAUGGAAAAACACAUACAUGCAGAUUCGAAGUCAUGAACUUGGCACGAAAACAUCCUAUGAGUAUCGGUUGGGAUUUGAUGCCUCAAUUGGGUAUAGGAUACGUUGGUCUCGCCACUUCUUGGACUACACCAAAGCCAUCCAAAGACGAAGAAGUGAACGACGAGCCCUUUCAACCUGAUGAUGCACCUGCAGGCACUCCUGAGGAAAUGCAAUCAUUCAUGGAAAGCAUCCAACCCUUCUUGAAAGAAAAUGCCAACAUUCCUCCUGGCAGCUUUUGCACAAUCCCUGAAUCCGUUAUCGAGCUCAAUACACCUAAAGACGCAAAAUGUUAUCGAAGGCAAUAUGAGUUUCCCAUUAAACGUCAACAACUUGUUGAAGGCACCGUUGCCCAAUGGCUGAAGGAUGGUAUUAUUACCAGAGUCCCUGCCAACAUUGACAACGGGUGGAACAGCCCUUUAACAUUUGCACCCAAAAAGGAUGCACAAGGUAACAAGGUUGGUGUACGUUUAUGUCUGGAUCCUAGGCAUAUUAACAAAUACCUUCCUGAUGACCGUCAUCCAUUACCUUUAAUACGCAGCGUCUUUGACAAGCUUGCAGGAGCAGCUGUAUUUACUACACUUGACCUGAAGAGCGCAUUUCAUCGUUUUAAGAUCCAUGAAAAGGAUCAGCAUAAGACCACUUUUACUUCGGCCUCAGGCAAUCAAUACAUGUUUGUCGGAUGUCCAUUUGGGUUAAAGCCCAUUUCAGCCAAGUUUCAACGGGUCAUGCAGAUCUUAUUUGAAGGAUUACCCUUUGUCACCACCUUUGUUGAUGAUAUUGUGGUAUAUUCCAAGAACAUGGAAGAACAUUGUGCUCAUGUUAGCAUCGUGCUGCAAAAGUUAACGAAAGCCAACUUGUUGCUUAAUCCAGACAAAUGCCAUUUCGCUCAAAAGGCUGUCUAUUUAUUGGGCUUCCGUGUAUCAGCUAAUGGAAAAGCUCUCGACUCUCGUAAGGUUACCAAUGUCCUCACAUGGCCUUCACCAGCCACUGGCAAUGAUGUUCAACGCUUCCUAGGUGUUGUGAAUUACUUUCGUGAUCACAUCCCCAACGUGUCUCGCUUGACGGCGCGUAUGGAUGCGCUUCGUAAUGCUGGUGACUUGAAGAAGCUAUGGACAAAAUACCACGAGGAAGACUUUCAAAAGCUCAAGUAUGUGAUAUCUCACGCCCCAAUGCUCAGGCACGUAAACUUAGCCUUGCCCUUCCACCUUGCCACUGAUGCCUCGAAUGAUGGUAUUGGUGCCGUCCUGUAUCAAAAAGAAAAUGGACGUAACAACAUUGUUGGUUUCAUGGCACGUGCUCUGACAAAAUCGGAAAGGAACUAUUCAGUCACCAAGCGUGAAUUACUCGCGGUGGUCUUUGCGUUCAAAAAGUUCCAUAAAUUCCUUUGGGGCCAACCAUUCACUCUUUACACUGAUCACAAAGCACUUGUAUAUCUCCAUACGCAAAAAGAUGCAAACCCCAUGAUGAUAAAAUGGCUUGAUACUCUUUUGGAUUAUACCUUUAAUGUUGUCCAUCUACCUGGUAUCCGUAACAUACUGCCUGAUCAUCUAUCGCGCCUGUUCUCUAAACCCACACAGUCGCUGGAGGGGGAUAAGAUACGCCAUGCCAAAAGCCUUGAGAGUCAGGAUGAAAACGCAUCCGAAAUGACCAUGCGGGCAGCGCAACUUGAAGACACAAUGGAACCUCCAACCGAAAGCGAGAAAAAAGAGAUCCUUGAAAACGCUCACUUGUUUGGCCACUUUGGCGCGGAUGCCAUCGUAAAGGCUAUACACAAUAAUGGAUUGCAUUGGCCGAAUAUCAAGGAACAAGCCGUUGAACUGGUAAAGUCCUGCAAGGAGUGCCAGAAAUACAACAUAGCUCAAAAUGGAUAUAAUCCGUUGAGACCCAUCCGUUCCUACAUACCUGGUGAUCACUGGGCCAUCGAUUUAGCAGGACCUCUUACCACAUCCACAAGAGGAAACAAUUACCUGCUCGUCAUGGUUGACUUGUGUACACGCUUUUGCAUAUUGCGUCCUAUACAAGAUAAACAAUCACAGACAAUCGUUAGCAAUCUCAUACAAGUGUUUUGCGACUUUGGAUUACCUCGCAUACUGCAAUCAGACAACGGCACAGAGCAACCCCGUUAA